This is a messenger RNA of Pelodiscus sinensis (Chinese soft-shelled turtle), 1962 nucleotides long. The record is from RefSeq and is a predicted model, not a curated record. Lineage: Eukaryota; Metazoa; Chordata; Testudines; Trionychidae.
GCAGCACUGGGUGGGUGACUCCAACAAGCUGAGCUGAACCUGCUGUUUGAAAGGCGAAUCCCCAUCCUGGGCCCAGAAGAACAAAACCCCUUCAGCUGUCUCCACACAGCAGCGCUCCUAAUACAGGAGGCCCCCGACUUGUGACCGCCCGAAUUCCGACCCCCCACGUUCCAACCCCCUUCACUUAGAACCGUUUUUUUAAGGGCAGAAGGGGCCGGAAACCCGAUUUACGUCCUCGGCCUGCAUUUGUGACCGGGCACGGUGCCUAUCCUAAAUGAGCAUUCGAGUUACGACGCCCCCAACUUAUGACACUUCCCAAGGAACCAAUCACGUCGGAAGUUGGGGGCCUCCUGUACAUCCCGUCAAAUGUUUCUCUUCCCAGCUUUCUCCUUGUUCUCUAAAAAUGCUGAGGAAGAGGAAAGGACCCGGGAAGGGGAGAGUGCAGGAACUGAAGACUCCAUUAUAUUCCUUUUGAAAAAAGCCAAGCUCAGCAUCAUGAAGGGCGAGCUUGAGGAAGCAGAGCGGAUUCUGCAUCAAGCUGCUAGACUCUCCCAUCAGUCGGACAACAAGAGAGCCAUCAUCUACACCUAUGACCUGAUGGCGAACCUUGCGUUCCUGAAGGGCCAGCUGGACAGCGCAGAGAAGCUCUUUAAAGCAACAAUGAGUUUCUUGCUGGCGGGGGACAUGAAGCAGGAUGACAAUGCCAUCAUUGAGAUGUCCCUCAAGCUGGCCAGUAUCUAUGCUGCUCAGAACCAACACCAGCUGGCUCUGGCUGGCUACGAGUUCUGCAUCCAGACCCUGGACGAGAAGAUGGCCAAGUACAAGGACCUGUCUGAGGACGUCCUCUCCGCGGAGGAAAGAGCCAACACGAAUCUCCUGCUUGGUCUGAGCCUGGACUCGUUUGGCCGCUACCUGCUGGCCAAUAAACAGCUGCCUAGGGCCCAAAGAAUGUACGAGCGGGCGCUGCAGAUCUCGCUGGAGGUCCAGGGAGAGAUGCAUCCCCAGACUGUGGUCCUGCUGAGCGACUUGGCCACGGUGCUGGACGCCCAGGGGCGCUAUGAGGACGCCUACACGCAUGGGAAGAGGGCCUUGGACUUGGCCAAGCAGACAGCACACCCCGAGGAGCACAUGGUGCUGAAUAACCUGGCGGGAAUUCUCAUGCACCAAGCGCAGAAGACUUUCUGCAGGCAGAACAGAUGUACAAAGAAGCCCUGAGCCAGGCCGAACUGAAAGGCGACACGGCAUCCGUUCAGCACAUCCGACAGGAGCUAGCAGAGCUGGCCAGGAGAAGAAAGCAGUCCCGCUGAUGCACAGAGGAGGGAGGCUUGAAGCCUCUUGGACUGAACUGCUGCAGCCACGGUGGCGGGUUUGGAUUUUAGAGCACGGGAAGGCUAAGCCCUCUGUUUUAAUUCCCCUUGGAAACAGUAACAAUUACAAGGGGGGAGGAAUGAGCUGCUGCUGGCUGGCUUUGGCAAACUCCAAAUAAAGGUUUGAAGUGCUCCCUGCUCCGCGUGCACGUCUCCGCCCCGCCUUGUGCUUGGAUUACCAAGUUGAAAUGUCCCUGCUCUGCUUUAGGCUGCAGCGCCCCUGCACUCAGUGUUUAUGUUGGCCCCAGGCUCAGAACUGUAGUGCCUUUAAAAACAAAAAAACAAACAAACCAGGGAGCCACCUGAUGAGCCAGCCCAUAAAACCAUCCCCAGAGAGAGCAGGGCUCAUGCCCAGCACAGCACCAUGGAGAUGUUUAGGUAGGUGGAAGGAGCACAAGGGGGGGGUGGGUGAGCAAAGAGAGGGAGAAGGAAUAGUAAGAAGCAGGUUUGUGUCUGCUCUUAAGUGAGCAUGACUAGGAGCUAGAAACCCAGCUGGGCCUGUAUUAAAUUUCCUUCUGCCUUCAGUUUAGUAGGGUCUUAGUGAGUCUGCACUGAGCCAUGGCAGGGAAACAUUGACCUGAGGCAUGUAGCUGUU